Messenger RNA from Marchantia polymorpha subsp. ruderalis, 4068 nucleotides. The record is from the annotation of a GenBank genome assembly. Lineage: Eukaryota; Viridiplantae; Streptophyta; Marchantiopsida; Marchantiales; Marchantiaceae.
CUGACUGACUGUCUGUCUGACGGUGAAGAAGAAGAACGGUGCGCUAGCCGGUGCCAUCGGGCGCUCUCGAACGUCCGCCGCUGCUGCCGCUGCUGUUGGGCUGCGGUUGGCGCGGCCCUCACUCGCUUUCGUCUUCUUGGCCUUUUCUUGAUUUCUUGAUCGAUCGAUUGAUUAAUUUAUUGGCAGACUGACUGACUGACUAAGUACUGACGAACGAGGAGCAACCAGCGGGUCGCUUCGCUUCGAUCGAUCGAAGGUAUUCCUACCGAGCGCUUCGCUCGAUGAUCAGAUGAUGGGGAGUCGAAAUUUUCCUGCCCGACGUUUAUGGGGACUUUGCUGCGAACGCAAGGACCUCGGUACGACGACGGGUUGCUCGAGCUGCAUACGAAAGCAGCCGUUGGCAGAUAGUCUUCGGGGCGAAGUAAUUUUUUUACCGUUUCAUGAACCUGCGCGUGCUUUCAGCUCAACGAUUUGGGUUCUGUCUUUUGACCCUUCAGUGUCUUUGACACAGGACAGCAUUCGCAUCUAGCAGCCUUACGGUCGAUUUUAGACAGGGUGGAAUAUUUUAAGGCAUUACGUUUUGUGGAUUCCACCCAGUUCUGUGCGUUUCACAUAUCUUAUGUACAAUAAUCACCUUGGUUUAGAAUCCCGUUGCAUUUAGCUAUUAGACUCUUAGAUUACCUACUUCUCAAGCCCCACCUGGAGCUCUGUAGAUACUGAUUAGCUCCAUAUUAUUGUCAACAAGUCAGAAUGAGUUCGUUGUCUUUAUUAUUUAUACUUUCCCCGACGAUCACCGGUUACAGCAGAUACUCUGUUGUGGUUCCAACUCGAGCUGAAAUAGGCAGCUCUAGACCGGCCGUUGGUCUGAGACUCACCGGUGGAGGGAAAGAUAAAGGGAAUUCAAAACUACGUAAACUUGUAGUUGCUCAGGCAGGAAUCGGUAGAUAUUCUGGUGCCGUUCAUGGAAGCAACACUCGUAGGGCACGCAGGAGAAGACCGACAUUGCGGCCCGAUGAUUUCGACGGAAACUCCAGCGCCGAUGAGAACGAAAGGGAGGCGCGCGGUUUGGAUGAUAAGUUGGACGGUAACUUCGAUCCUGGCAUGGAUGGUGUGGUACACGAUGAUGGUGAGCCCACACCAGAUUUGACCGACUCUCAUCAGCGGUAUUUAAGCGAGCUUCGAAUGAAUCAGAACGAUGUAGAGAGGGGAUAUCAAACACAUGCGUGUAAGAGGGUUGAAGGUGGCAGCACCUGGGUUUCUAUUGGAACCGAAGGAGACCUGGGUUAUCAGCGAGUUGACCCCGUCGAUGUGAGUACGGAAGUCCAAGAUGACAGGGUAGUGGUUAGUGGGCUCUUAGUGGGAAAUGGACGAGGUGCCCAGGAAAGUGAUAGUGAUGGACCUGGAAAUGGAGACAGGCAAAAAGAUGAGAGUAACAGAAGCUCUCGAGGAAAGAAAGCUAAGAAGGGUAAAGUUGAAAAUGGCAUCAGCGAGUCUUCUGCUAUGUUGGAAGAGGUGGAACCUGUUGCGGCAACCGUUGUUACGAAUCCUGAAUUAUUCCCGGAGCUUUUGAAGGUGGAACAGAAGCUGACUCCAGCUUUUAGUCCAGGAAGUGACCAAGCUAAUCCUUCAGUUCAGCUCACGGAGAAUGUACUUGCGGAUGAGAAAGACACCUCUGUGUCGUCGAACUCGGAUGUGAGUGAAAAGAGCAAAAAGCAACCAAGGAAGUCAAAGAAAAAGUCGGGCCUGAGUUUUUUCCAGGCUGCUGAAUUGCCUACGGAUAAAGGACAAGUAACAGUCGUUGACGAUGAAGGCGAACAGCCUUCUAUCGCUCUUAGGAUAUCGCUGAAUGAGACCAAUUGUAGUGAGAAGGAGGAUAAUGUCCAUUUACAGGACAACGCCGCUGGAAUUAUCUCUACUGGAACCGCAAUUGAAACUGAGGCCGUUGUGAAAGCAGAUACAGCAUGUGAAGGAAGAGAGCGAAAUGACAUCUCCAAAGAUGUGCUUGGGACUGAUAGUGGAAUUGAGGAGUGUAUGACCAGUCCAAGUGCAAGUCUUGAACUGCCUGUCGAACGAUCUCCAAGAAGCGGCUCCAUGUCCAUGAAGGAAGUUUUCUCUGAGGAGUCCUUUAUUACUGUUAAACUCGGGGAAACUGAAAGCGUGAGGGAACAUUUCGGAAACGAAGCUGAGCUUCUAGCAAACAGAGCUGAAGGAGUAGGCGAGAACGAUAUCCACGCCGAGAAAAAAAUUACUGACGGCAAUGUCCAGAUAGGAGCUGCAGUACUUUCGCUUGCAAAUGAAGGAGAGAAUUUUCUAUCGACGGAAGCAGUAUCAUUGCCCAGUGCUGUUGUGGAGCAAGCCGUGCAUGUCGUCAGCAAAGUGGGGGAGCUGCCUGCUCAGGUUGCAAGCCAAGUGGUUCGCUUGCCUGCACAAGUUGCAAGCAAAGUUGUAGAACUGCCUGCAGCAGUUGUGGGACAAGCUACCCAGGUUGGCUCUGUUGUGGUAGAGCAAGUGGUGGAGAUCUUGCCUGAUGCUGUUACUGAGCAAGUAGGUCAAGUUGUGAGUCAGGUGAAUGCAACGGCUGAACAAGUUGCACAAGUCGCGGAAUCAGUCACAGAAUCCGUCACGAGCACGGCAAAUCAAGUGGUGGAGCAAGUCUCAGCGCAGGUUGCAGAUAUAUUCUCUAAUGACGAAGAUGACGAGAGUGAUAGCGACGACGAGUUUGAGUCCUACAAAACCUCAGAUGAUCCUGCUUUCAGAGGCACCAGAGGUCUUGCAAACUUUGUUAUUCUACAAGAGGAUCAAGGAGUCUUAUCAAAAAUAUAUGACUUCUACACCUACAUGUUGAAACAGCCCCUACCAAAAUUUGCCGGGGCUAUGUUUUCUGCCCCCAUCAUCGUCAGUCUUUUGUUCACCCUAUUAUACCUUCCGGAGUUCCAGGGAUUAGCCUUCGAUGAAACUGCACGUGACUUCUUUGCAGCAGCUGGGGGUGACGCUGUAACACUUCAGAUGUCUUGGAGGACUGUAUUCCAAGUGUUUAUGUUCAGCCUUUCACUUUCUACAGGCCUUCAGCCUGAGUUGGCUCCUCUGUCACCGUACACGCUCGUCGUUGCCAAUAUCAAUGCGCUGGUGGCUCAACUUGUUUUUGUGUUUCUCAGUGGUGCAGUGUUUGCAAGGUUGUCACAGCCUGCUCAGCCAGUGAGGUGCUCCGCAGUCGCUCUAGUGUCAACCUCUCCUGCACAGCGGAAGCGUAAAGAAAAUGCCAUCAAAGUUUUGAUGACUAGGUAUGUACUCGCUGGUCCCCAGCCAUGUGAGUUGGUUGACGUUAAGGUAGAUCUGACCUACAAGUACAACACCAUAACCAGGACGGGUUCAUACUUCAGAGCAACGCAGUCUUUAAAGCUGGUGCGGCCGGAGAUAGCGUUUUUGACCCAUGGAAUGCUUGUGAGGCAUGUUAUCGACAAUACAAGUCCUUUGUACCAGCGCACUGCAGAGAUGUUAAGAAAGGAGGACGCAGUUUUCGUUCUGAGUGUGGUGGGCUUGGAGCGGUCUUCCAUGCAGUCUGUAUUUCACGUACAACACUACUGCGUGUGUGACGAUCAUGUAAUUUGGGAUGCUGAGUUUGAGGACUUAUUUCUCAUCAACAGCAAGAAAAGUAAGCGAAUUGUUGACCACUCGAGGCUAAGUAUGUGGAGGUCGAUAAAGGCUUGACAUUUGUAUACUGUAGUUUGAACGUUCUCCAGAACUCUUAGAAGGGGAUCGACCAUAAAAUUACGUAGACGUAUUACACCAUGGUUUCUUUUUGCAGCGAAGCCCAAUGCUUUUAAUACCACAGUUACGUAGUUGUAGAUUACCGUUCAGUACAUUUAAGGCAGACUUAAAAGUAAGCAACUUGUAAAUGACUCUUAGGAUAAAAAUUUUGCUUGUACCGUAGAAAUUCUGAUCGUAACACUCGAUAAGCCUCUGGCGCAUAUGAAUGCGUCUGAAAUAUUUAUGUCAGCUUCAAAGCUGACCAUUUGAUUAUAAACUGCCACUAUGUUGGCGCUAAGGAAAGAAACGUUACCAAUAAUC